Molecule: messenger RNA, 1397 nt
Organism: Mangifera indica (mango)
Lineage: Eukaryota; Viridiplantae; Streptophyta; Magnoliopsida; Sapindales; Anacardiaceae
Product: tobamovirus multiplication protein 2A-like
Exons: 7
Coding region: 303-1145 (280 amino acids)
Cellular component (GO): membrane
Source: RefSeq, a predicted model, not a curated record
GAAAAUAAAAAAACAUGGAGUGGAGAAAGCAAAUGCCAACUGUCGGAAACACUUACACCGAACAAAAAAAGCAAAAAAGUAUCGAAUCAUCGUCCCAUCGUUUUGAAAUUCGGGACUCUCAUUUAUUUUGCCUAUUUUUCUUAAAACAAAUACAGAAAAUAAAGAAAGCCGCAGGCAAUCCAGUAUUAACUUGUCUAAUACCUGUAAAAUGUGGUGGUUUUGUUGAAGGGCAACCACACAAAUUUAUGAAUUAAGAGAGAACAAGUUGGACUGUGAUCAGGGGCAUUUCACCAGUUUAGGGGAUGGCUUGUAGAGGAUUCUUUGAGUGCUUAUUGAAGCUACUGAACUUCUUGCUGACUCUUGCUGGAUUGGCAAUGGUUGGUUAUGGAAUCUACUUGUUUGUGGAAUAUACAAGAACAGAGGCCAAUGCGACAUUGUUUUCACCUGUGAGUGGUGAUGAGACUUUGGUACAGCUCAGUCGGCCAAUGCUUAUGGCCGUGUCUUUGUCUUCCAGUAUUUUUGAUAAGUUGCCAAAAGCUUGGUUUAUAUACUUAUUUAUUGGCGUAGGAGUGGUUCUCUUUGUCAUCUCUUGUUUUGGUUGUGUUGCAUUUACAACACGGAUUGGAUGCUGCCUGACUUUUUACUCAAUAUUGGUAAUCUUGUUGAUUUUAGUUGAGCUGGGCUGUGCAGCCUUCAUAUUCUUUGACAAAUCGUGGAAAGAAGAGAUUCCAACAGACAAAACUGGUUAUUUUGACAUGAUAUAUGAUUUUCUGAAAGAGCACUGGACUAUUGUGAAAUGGGUUGCUCUUGGAAUUGUUGUUUUGGAGGCUCUUAUUUUCCUGUUAGCUCUUGUGGUUAGAGCAGCUAACAGACCUGUAGAAUAUGAUAGUGAUGAUGAGUUCAUUGCCCCAAGGCAACAAGUAAGACAGCCCUUGCUCAACAGGCCACCAGCUCCUGCAACAGGUGUGCCUGUAGCUGGAGCUCUUGAUCAGCGUCCAAGUAGAAAUGAUGCUUGGAGUACACGUAUGAGGGAAAAGUAUGGGCUCGAUACUUCUGAGUUCACCUACAACCCAUCUGAGUCACAGAGGCUCCAGCAAGUGGCCCCUCAGCAAUCAGAAGAAAGGAGUCGUUGCACCAUUAUGUAAUGCCUUCGUGGAUGUUGCCUAAUUCAGUUUUUUUGAACAAUGGCAUGGGAACUUAAAAGUUUCGAGAGGAUGGUCUUUUCCUUUUUUGAGUUUGUGUACAAAACACAUUGUUCAGGAGUUCUAAUCAUUCCCCACUAGUAUUUCAAUUUAUGCCAACUGCAUUACGCCAUUUUGUGUGUAAAAUUGUACUAGUUGCAAAUUACAAUCAUGAAUUCCCGUGGACCUCAGUUGAGGUUCUAAGCUUUCGCAUUA